UUCCGGUAAGCAGGAACAGCAGCAGUUACAGCAGCAGCUGCAGAAGCAGCAGUAAUACGGUUGUCGUAGAGAAGCUGAAAGAUAACCGCUCCAGCAUCAAGUGCUGAUGAUGACGACGAUGAUGAUGAUCAUACAAACGGAGACGACGACGGCGACGACGACAACGACGGCGAUGAUGCUGACGACGUCGAUGCUAGUCGCAGCUUGAACAGCAAGCUAGUAGCAGAUCGAUAUAGGCUGCUAUAUAGCGCAUGCCAGCUACUGGGGUAGUGGACAAUAUGAAAAACCGUUACCAGAAAACGACUUGGUGUUUUAAUUGUGAAUUGGGCGCACUACUUAAUAAGCAACUAACAACUUCAUCGCUUGUUUACAACCAUUUCAGGAGAACUGCGUGUGCCGUCCUUGUAUUCAUUGCCAGACAGACCAUGGCUGUGGUCUCGGUGUCCAACACAUCUAAUUAUGCGUCUAGGACGCAGGGAAAACGUGACGGGACGGGUCGCUUAUGGGAGAAGCAUAAUUCAAACAGUACACCGUCCUGUAAUGUAUCAUCGUCCAACGUUUCAACUCCACUGGACGUCCGUCUUGUAGACUCUAACUACCUUCUGCAAUUAAUUAACGAGGAAGAUGCAGGCACCCUGGAUUUGGACAGUUACCUGGAGAUGUACCGAUUCCUUCGGGAACGCAUUACAAUUAAUGUUAGUGGACAAGUUUACGAAAUCUGGAAAGACACAUUGGAACAGCAUCCAGAUACCCUGCUCGGUAACCCACAAAAAAGAGCAAAAUAUUUUGACAGGGGCCGGCAGGAAUAUUUUUUCGAUCGUCACAGACCUAGCUUUGAUGCUAUAUUCUUCUAUUACCAAAGUGGGGGCAAACUUCGACGCCCCGAUUCAAUUCCGGACGAUAUAUUCCUCUCGGAGAUAGAAUUCUUCGAGUUAGAAAAGGACCAAAUUGCAAACUACAAAAAAUGUGAAGGCUAUGUUGAAGAAAAGAUCGUUCUACCCGAGAAACCGUGUCAAAGAAAACUGUGGAUAUUACUAGAAUACCCAGAAUCCUCCGUAGUAGCCUAUGUAAUUGGUAUUGUAUCUGUUUUUCUUACGUUGACAUCUAUUGUUCUGUUCUGUAUAGAGACACUUCCACAUUUUUCCAAAAACGACUGUGGAGAUACAAAGGAAACAUACCCAGAUAUGUUUUUCUUUACCGAAACUGUUUGCACAAUUUGGUUUUCGCUAGAGGUGACCUUACGGUUUUGUGUUUGUCCAAAUAAGUUGAAAUUCUUCCAAAAUUUUAAAAACCUGGUCGAUCUUGCUGCCGUUUUACCGUACUACGUCACAUUUGUCAAUGUGAUUAGCAGCAACAGUUGUGAAGCGUCGAAGUCCAGUACGGGCUUAGCUUUCUUAAGGGUUAUCCGACUCGUUCGAGUAUUCAAGUUAACAAAACACUCAGCUGGCCUUCAGUUGCUUGUGUUAACAUUUAAAGCCAGCCUUAAAGGUCUAUUUCUUUUUCUUGUGGCGUUAUUUUUCUGUAUCGUUCUUUUUUCCAGUGCUAUCUACUUCGCAGAAACAGAACUUCCUGACUCACAGAUCCAGAGUAUUCCAGAUGGUUUUUGGUGGGCUCUUAUCACCAUGACGACAGUCGGUUAUGGAGACCGCGUACCUGUUGGUUUUUUGGGAAAGGUUAUCGGGUCAAUGUGCGCUGUAGCAGGCGUGUUAACCCUGGCCAUCCCAGUUCCAAUUAUCACAGAAAAUUUUAAUAAGUUUUAUGCCCAUCGCGCUAGAAAUGCUGGGAUGCCAGAAACUGAAUAGUGACUGGAAUCUCUUUAGACUUAGAAACGCAGCAAAGUUUUUCUUUUUUUUUUCCCCGCUUACUAGAUUAGCGCCUAUUAGUUCGAGCCUGUUUACCCUGCUUAGUGUCAAGGUGUACAACCUGCUGUAGAGAAAUCCCGAUAACGUAGUGUGGAUGGGCUCAAAUAAGCAGGGUAUCAUUCAUUCGGCUUACAAAUGAAAUGGUUUUCUAAUCCAAAUAUUCUAUCGAACUAUCGAAUUAUCGAACAAGCAAUGAUAAAAGCAAAAAAAUCACUAAAUUGAGCAAAAGAAUAACAAAAUUAUCUUAAGGUCUUCACUCGAUGUUUAGUAACAAUCCUGAACACAAGUGACAACUAUAUAUAAAUAUAUGUAUAUAUAUAUAGUUAAUAUGAAGUAUAUAUACACACACAGUGGCCAGUUUGUUAAGGACAUCAAGUACUUUACAUACUGGCCUCCGUGUGCCGAUGUAUUUAUCUAUAUACUGCGGACCAUUAUUUAGAAAACGAUUACUAUGCGUAUAGGCGUGUGUGUGUGCACAUAUUUAUUUAUAUAUACAUAUCCUACAUAUCCAUAUAUAUGUAUGUAUAUCUAUAUGUUUAUAUACGUAUAUACCUAUC
Messenger RNA from Octopus bimaculoides (California two-spot octopus), 2419 nucleotides. Its product is annotated as potassium voltage-gated channel subfamily A member 1. NCBI's taxonomy places the organism in Eukaryota, Metazoa, Mollusca, Cephalopoda, Octopoda, Octopodidae. Gene Ontology annotation, biological process: potassium ion transmembrane transport; action potential; protein homooligomerization. Gene Ontology annotation, cellular component: membrane; voltage-gated potassium channel complex. The record is from RefSeq and is a predicted model, not a curated record. Gene Ontology annotation, molecular function: protein binding; delayed rectifier potassium channel activity.